Aethalodelphis obliquidens (Pacific white-sided dolphin) is the source of this 8592-nucleotide messenger RNA. RefSeq names its product dipeptidyl peptidase 8 (gene DPP8). The coding region runs from base 1996 to 4539 and encodes 847 amino acids. Lineage: Eukaryota; Metazoa; Chordata; Mammalia; Artiodactyla; Delphinidae. The transcript is spliced from 19 exons. Gene Ontology annotation, biological process: proteolysis. Gene Ontology annotation, molecular function: dipeptidyl-peptidase activity; serine-type peptidase activity. The record is from RefSeq and is a predicted model, not a curated record.
GCUGGAGCCGCCGCCGCCGCCUUUAAGUGCCGCGUUCACCGCUUCGGUUACCGCCGGCGCCGUAGCCAAGGAGGCCGCUGCCCCCUGGUCGGGAGUGGAGGCCGCGCGGCAUGAAGCGGCGCAGGCCCGGUCCUUAGCGCGCGUCAGGACGGUCCGGGCGGGGCCGGGGGGGGAAGGUGCAGUAUCCGCCCCCUCUCCUUCCCCUUCGCCCGCGAGGCCUGCGCCUCAGCCCACUCGGGCCUCUCCGCCUCACGGAGGAACCGCCCGGCGCAUUCUCCCGGUUAGCCCGCUCUGCGGUUUACCCGGCGCGCCGCCCUGCGCGGGCCACAGCCGGUGGCGGGACCCCACUUGCCGGAAGAGGAAGCCCAGGCUCUCAGAUUCCGAGUCAGCCAACGUUCACUGGGCUCCCCCUGAGCGCUGGGUGCUGGCCUCUGGACUUCCACGUCCGUUAUCUUAAUUGAGCCUUGCUGGGGUUGGGAGCCGGGUAUUGUCCGGGCUUACAGAUGAGAAACGGAAGCCCACAGAGGCGAAGGGAUUUGUCUAAAGUCCGACUGUGGCAGAUCGGAUUCGGACUGAGAUUUUCUGGUUUCCCAGCUCGUGUUUUCUACUGCCCCACUUUAGGUCGAUUCCCUCCUUGUUUACUGGCCUCUUCUCAUUCUAUUUCACCUACCUGGCACAGGAUAGGUGCUUUUCUUUCCUUUUUUUUUUUUCCCAAACCUCUCCCCUCACACACUUUUCUUCUAAGCCUUGGCAUCCCCCCAGUCCCCUUUCUUAAUAUUCGCUGCUACACCUCUCCUCUUCUUCCGCAUUCUAGCUUUCAAGAUUGUUGCCCACUUUGUGAUAAUGAACCUCUCAACUAGCUGACGAGUGAAAUAGCUAGGUUUCAACGAGGCUUGGGGUGUUUAAGUGGACAGACUGGCGCCUGGAUUAAAAAUUAAGGAAUGACAUUUGAGUGGGUCCAAAUUCAAAAGUCCUGAGGCUAUUUUCUAACCUUACAUGCUCUUCUCUGAAUGAGGGGCUUAGUGAAUGGGGAGGUGUCUUGACAUCGUAGUCCGUUGUUGCUAUGUUAGCACAACUUUUUUCCCUCCAUUUGCCACUGAGCCACAUCUCUCUCCAUCACCUAUCUGGGCUCUGAGAGCCCAGAAUUAAAACCGAUAACAAAGUGACAGGUAUAAUCACAGACCCUGCUUUUCUUCUUUUACUAAGCCAGAAUUUCAACAAACUUAACACUUCCGUUUCUAGAGAAGUUACCUAGUUCAGUUAUUUUCAGAGUAUAUGUGGAAAGGAAAUAAGCAAAAAUGGAAUGCACUGAAAAUGGGUAGUACAUUCUUUAUCUUGUGAAAAUCUUGAUGUUAACUGGAAGUUAGUUCUCUCCGCAAAAAUGACCCUGUAGUUCUUACUGGUUAUUCUGUUGAGUCUAUUCUGUCUCCAGUCAGCUGAACAUGUAUUCUGUAAAAUAAUACAAAUUAGUUAUUAUGUAAAAGGCAGAAGAACAGGACCAGGCACAUAGAAAUAAAUUUUAUUAUUAAUCAUCUGUCAUUUUUGAAGAUUUGCAGCAGCCACUGAGUAACCUCACAUCUGUAUGCCUUUUAUACUUUUAAAUGUUCUUCCAUAAUUUACCUUUUAAUGUGUAUCCGGAUGUCAGGAUUUACACUACCGUUUGGAUAUUCUUUGGAGUAAAUUGGGCUAUACAUUUCUGAAAUAAAAUCAGUUUAUAAUUUUCAUAAUUAAAGUGCAGAUACAAAGUAAUUCAGGCAUUGUAUGUUAUAUCAAAAAGAAUAUGCAUCAGUUUCAAGUACUAUUUGAGACUUUAGGCUUAAUCUUUUUGGGCACAUAUGAUCCAUUUUAAUAAUGAUCAACAGCUUUAUAUCUUAUUUCAUUAUCCUGGUGAGCAGGAUUGGAUGGUGAGAAAAGGAAAGACUCCUGUGAGAAGAGAGCAGGAUGAGCAGAGGGAUCUAUGCUUGAAGUUGAGUCACUUCAAAAAGAUCUCUUUGAAUGUGGAAGAGAUCUGAACAGAUGAAAAUACAAUCAGGAAAAUGCAACAUGGCAGCAGCGAUGGAAACAGAACAGCUUGGUGUUGAGAUCUUUGAAACUGCAGAGUGUGAGGAGAAUAUUGAAUCACAGGAUCGGCCUAAAUUGGAGCCGUUUUAUGUUGAACGAUACUCCUGGAGUCAGCUUAAAAAGCUGCUUGCUGAUACCAGAAAAUAUCAUGGCUACAUGAUGGCUAAGGCACCACAUGAUUUUAUGUUUGUGAAGAGGAAUGAUCCAGAUGGGCCUCAUUCGGACAGGAUCUAUUACCUUGCUAUGUCUGGUGAGAACAGAGAAAAUACACUGUUUUAUUCUGAAAUUCCCAAAACCAUCAACAGAGCAGCAGUCUUAAUGCUCUCUUGGAAGCCUCUUUUGGAUCUUUUUCAGGCAACACUGGACUAUGGAAUGUAUUCUCGAGAAGAAGAACUAUUGAGAGAAAGAAAACGAAUCGGAACAGUUGGAAUUGCUUCUUAUGAUUAUCACCAAGGAAGUGGAACAUUUCUAUUUCAAGCUGGUAGUGGAAUUUAUCACGUAAAAGAUGGAGGGCCACAAGGAUUUACUCAACAACCCUUACGGCCCAAUCUAGUGGAGACUAGUUGUCCCAACAUUCGGAUGGAUCCAAAAUUAUGCCCAGCGGAUCCAGACUGGAUUGCUUUUAUACAUAGCAAUGAUAUAUGGAUAUCCAACAUUGUAACGAGAGAAGAAAGGAGGCUUACGUAUGUGCACAACGAGCUAGCCAACAUGGAAGAGGAUCCAAGAUCAGCUGGAGUUGCUACCUUUGUUCUUCAAGAAGAAUUUGAUAGAUAUUCUGGUUAUUGGUGGUGUCCAGAAGCUGAAACAACUCCCAGUGGCAGUAAAAUUCUUAGAAUUCUGUAUGAAGAAAAUGAUGAAUCCGAAGUGGAAAUUAUUCAUGUUACAUCCCCUAUGUUGGAAACAAGGAGGGCAGAUUCAUUCCGUUAUCCUAAAACAGGCACAGCAAAUCCAAAAGUCACUUUUAAGAUGUCGGAAAUACUGAUUGAUGCUGAAGGAAGGCUUAUAGAUGUCAUAGAUAAGGAACUAAUUCAGCCUUUUGAGAUUCUGUUUGAAGGAGUUGAAUAUAUUGCCAGAGCUGGAUGGACUCCAGAGGGAAAAUAUGCGUGGGCUAUCCUACUAGAUCGCUCCCAAACUCGCCUACAGAUAGUGUUGAUCUCACCUGAAUUAUUUAUCCCAGUAGAAGAUGAUGCCAUGGAAAGACAGAGACUCAUCGAGUCAGUACCUGACUCUGUGACGCCACUGAUUAUCUAUGAAGAAACAACAGACAUCUGGAUAAAUAUCCAUGACAUCUUUCAUGUUUUUCCCCAAAGUCAUGAAGAUGAAAUUGAAUUUAUUUUUGCCUCUGAAUGCAAAACAGGUUUUCGUCAUUUAUAUAAAAUCACAUCCAUUUUAAAGGAGAGCAAAUACAAACGAUCCAGUGGUGGGCUGCCUGCCCCAAGUGAUUUCAAGUGCCCUGUCAAAGAGGAAAUAGCAAUUACCAGCGGUGAAUGGGAAGUUCUUGGCCGGCAUGGAUCUAAUCAUUGUGACUUCUUUAUAAGUAAGUAUAGUAACCAGAAGAAUCCACACUGUGUGUCCCUUUACAAGCUCUCAAGUCCUGAAGAUGACCCAACCUGCAAAACAAAGGAAUUUUGGGCCACCAUUUUGGAUUCAGCAGGUCCUCUUCCUGACUAUACCCCUCCAGAAAUUUUUUCUUUUGAAAGCACUACUGGAUUUACAUUGUAUGGGAUGCUAUACAAACCUCAUGAUCUACAACCUGGAAAGAAAUACCCGACUGUGCUGUUUAUAUAUGGUGGUCCUCAGGUGCAGUUGGUGAAUAAUCGGUUUAAAGGAAUCAAGUAUUUCCGAUUGAAUACCCUAGCCUCUCUGGGUUACGUGGUUGUAGUGAUAGACAACAGGGGAUCCUGUCACCGAGGGCUUAAAUUUGAAGGCGCCUUUAAAUAUAAAAUGGGUCAAAUAGAAAUUGACGAUCAGGUGGAAGGACUCCAAUAUCUAGCCUCUCAAUAUGAUUUCAUUGACUUAGAUCGUGUGGGCAUCCAUGGCUGGUCCUAUGGAGGAUACCUCUCCCUGAUGGCAUUAAUGCAGAGGUCAGAUAUAUUCAGGGUUGCUAUUGCUGGGGCCCCAGUCACUCUGUGGAUCUUCUAUGAUACAGGCUACACGGAACGUUAUAUGGGUCACCCUGACCAGAAUGAACAGGGCUAUUACUUAGGAUCUGUGGCCAUGCAAGCAGAAAAAUUCCCCUCUGAACCAAAUCGUUUACUACUCUUACAUGGGUUCUUGGAUGAGAAUGUCCAUUUUGCACACACCAGUAUAUUACUGAGUUUUUUAGUGAGGGCUGGAAAGCCAUAUGAUUUACAGAUCUAUCCUCAGGAGAGACACAGCAUAAGAGUUCCUGAAUCUGGAGAACAUUAUGAACUGCAUCUUUUGCACUACCUUCAAGAAAACCUUGGAUCACGUAUUGCUGCUCUGAAAGUGAUAUAACUUUGACCUGUGUAGAACUCUGGUAUACACUGGCUGUUUAACCAGAUGAGGAGGUUUAAUCAGUAGAGAAUUGAUCAUCACAUUUUGGUACCUGCCACAUAACAUCUACUUCUGAAAGUAUAUUUGGUGCCAUGCAGGUGUUUACAGCUUGUAGAUAGUAAUCUAAUACCUUAACCAUACACAAAAUUAAAUGAUACAUAUUUCUAAGGGACCCAGCAAUACCAUGAGAAUUACUGAAAGAAAUAAGACAUUAGUACCAUGUAUCCAUACUACCUUAUUUUCAUUUUUAAUAGCAUUAUGAAACCUCAUGGACUUAAUUAGUGUAUUUUUACAGUACACUUCUGAAUUUGUUAAAAUAUGAUAUUAGUGAUUGGUUUGGUUCAAUUCCAGAAUCUCUGACUAGUUACAGAUUUGAUAGCACUUAAAUGUAAUUGAAUAGCUUAUACUACAUUGCUUGGGGUGUAUCCAGCAUGUUAUGAACUAAUCACUAUUAAACCUAUGGCUUAACCGGUCAUUAAUGAUUUUUCAAGGAUAACUUAGUAGCCUCCUAAAGACACUUAAUUUUGUUUCAUUCAGACUCUGACCAGUUUUUAACCAAUUUAAACUGUAUCUAGUAUAAAUAGUUCUCUUUGAUGAUAUGACCGAGUGAGUUUUUCCUUUCACAUAAAGGCAAGUAACUGUAUAUGUAGCAUGGAUUUAAUUAGUCUUAUAAUAUUGAUAAUUACAGACAGGAAAAUUUUAAUCAAAUGAUUAGAGCUUAAAUAUUUGCAGGCAAUUUCUUUCACUUUAGGAAAAGAAAAAAGUACACAUUCACUUGUAUUUUUCAGAAAAUUUAGUGGUGCCAGUUUCCAUUGGGUAUUUCCUCAUUGAAAUAUUCCAGAGUUUUAGGGCAGUGGAGGGGAAUUUUGGUGGGGUGGGGGAGACCAGAGUGUGGAGAACGGCAGGGAGAGGAGAAGGCAAGGGUCUGCUUAAGAUCUAAGCAGAAGUAUAAUUUGACAAAAAAUACUCAUGAAAAAGUUUAGGAAUUGAAAUUUAAACUCCUAGAAUAUUAGUUAAGGAAACCAGAUUAAGAAAUCACACUCUUGCCAACACAGGUACAGACUAACAUUAUUCAGGGGAGGAAAAGUUCCUUAGAGUUACUUUUACAAUUCUAAUUCUAAUUUUUUUAAUUUUCUUCUUAAUUUUGGAAACCUUACAAAUUGAAGCUUUCUUUAACCUUUUUAAAUUAUUUGAAUAUUAUUUAGAUAUUGUGAGCUUAAAGAGUUUCCAGACAACCUCUUUACCAUAAACUGAUCCCCAGCAAGGCAUGGCUCUCUUUUGCAAUGUUCAAAGCUUACAAGUGAGUUCUUGAAUGACCGUGACAUUUUUCUGGUUUAGCCCUAGCAGUUGACUAUUAAGGGAGCUCAUAGUGCCGAUUGGGAUCUGCCAUCUUAGAAUCUUAGGGUGUUAGAUGGGUCACAUUGGAGCCAGUGGCAGAGAAGGCACCUAUGAGUUUGACAAGCCUCAGUGUUUGGAAAGUACUUCUAAACAACACUCCAAAAAAAAAAUUACUCUCUUCUUUCUCACCACUACAGAGAGAGUAGAUUUCUGCCCUAGAGAGCACAGCCUCCAUUAGUAAGGAUGGUGACUGUGCAUGAGAUGUGGACUUCAUCACUAAGGGCCGCAUGGGAGGUGGGGGAGGUCCAGAGAUGGCAGGGUGACCUGGUGGUGCUGUCUGUGGAGGGGGAUUGGGUUUUGCUGUUUUUGUAUUUAUACUGUAUAAUAGGUACCACACUUUUCCCUGUGUCUGUAUAUGUAUUGAUUUUCUUGUUAUGAUAUUUUCCCAUGCCAAUAUUUGUUUAUAUUUUUUUCAAUGUUAAAUUAAAUUGAUUUGGGUAACUUUUCUUCCCCAAGAAAGUAUUUUCCCCCAUGACUUAAGUAUGUAUCUGAUUACUGAAGAUGGUUUUUGUCUAGGGACUAGUGGCAUCUGACCAUCUAACCUUAUAUAAUAUGCAAAGUAGAAAUGCUAUACAGUGGCUUUUAUACAGCUACUCAUUUGAAACCUCUUACCCAACAAGGCUGUUUCUUCAAAAUGGCAUCUCAUAUUUUAUCAAAACAAACCUUAAAGAACCUCAUGGACUCUUGAAUUCACAGGUGUUUUCCUUUUGCAUCUUGCCUUCUGCUUUCCUCCCAUCACAAGGAAUGCUUCUGUUAUAAUUCCCAGUCAGUUAAAUGCCAUUCUCCUUCCAUAGGGGGAAAAAUACCUGACUGAAUUCGCUUACAGAAAGACAGCUCAACUGAAUUUGAUUUUAAAAUCAAUUUUAAAGUCAAUUUUAAAGUCAAUUCAAGCAAUCAGUAGAAAUCUCACUAAAACUAUUUGUACCCUGUGUUUGGGUAACAAACUAAAAGGCAAGAGUAUAGCAGCAUUUUUAGUGAGAACCAAAAAGCACUAGCUUAAACAUCAAAGGGGAGUUUUGCAGGUUUGAUAAUUGGGUGCACUUGAACAACCAUCAGUAGUUAUGGUUGCUUCUGCGUUGUUGAGCAGUGGGACUCAAAAUCUAAGAUUCAUCUGGGAUGCUUAUGAAAAGAAAUGCAAUCUUGAACCUCACUCUUAGAAAUUUGGAUUUUAUUGAUUUAAGUGGAGACCAGGAAUCUGCAUUUCUAACAAGCUUCCCAGGUGACUCUAAAGCAAGUCAUUUGGGGGCUACUUUAAGAAACUCUUCUGCAGAGAAUGAGUUGGAUUAAGAAAAUAAUAGGUGAUUUCUACACUGGACUGUUUGACAAGAACCUAAAACAAUAGUCAAGAUAGCUGCUCAUCUGUGAUGACUGUUGGCCCUUUUUUCACUCUGAAAAAAGCAGAAGGUAUCAUUAACUAUAUAUCCCCUUGGUCUGGAGAUUAAUUUUGGAGUGAAGGUUUUUCUGUCUAUGCCAUUCCUGGCUUGUUUCCAAAGCCUCAUACAAGAGGAUGAAGUCACAAUGCAUGCAUUAUUUUUCAGAAGAAUGAGAUAUAGAUAUUGAUGCUUACUUUGCUUGUUUUACUUCUUACAGAAGGUGUAUCCCACCUCUCUGUGACAGUGUUCUCUCUUUAGGUGGAAUGAUUCCUAUGAGAUCUCUCAUUAUUACAGAAUUGUAAAACUUUCAAGCUGUUUCAUCUUUGGUAUAAUCUGGUGUUCUCAUUAUUUAGAGGAGGAAACCUCCAUAUAGAGAGAGGAGAAAAUAUACCCAUGGUCACACAGCCAGUUAGUGUUUGGUUGGUGCUAGACUCCAUCCAGAUAUCCUAACUCAUGGUAGUUAAAUGAUAUGUAGAAAAGGCAAAUUUUUAAAGAAGUAUUUAUUAAUAUAUUCCUAUGAAACAUUUUAAAGAUAACGUAAAAUGGUUAAUUUUUCCAUUCUAAAGUAAAUGCUAAGCAUGCUUAUUAAUGAAGCAGUACUUCUAAUUAGUAUAUGACAUUCUGAAGUUAAUUAAAAUUGUUAACACUAAAUGUGUCUUCCUUGGUGUAGUGGGGAGUUUGGGGAUUGGGAUAUAGAGUGCUUGCUUAAGCCUGGGAGCCCAAAUUAUAGCUGUUUAAAGUAAGCAAUGAGACAUGGCCAUAUCUAAAGUAAGAUAUGUAAGGUGAGUGUCCAUUCCCAGCAGACAUAAAGGAAUAAGGAAACGUUCUUGACUCCCACCUUCCGAACCCCAACCAGCCUCACCUAAUCCAUCUUGCAGCCUGAAAUAUGGAGACAUGUUAGUGCAAGGUGCUGGCUCGUGCUUUUCUUAUUUCGUCAAGAGACAGUUCUAGGUAAUCAUUUGAGAAGUCCCUCAGAGAGAGAAAAAGUAUGUUUGUUUUUACAUAGCCCAAAUACAAAUUUAUGUUGUAUUCAGCACAGUUGGAGUUCAGGUCUUUAAUUUUAGAACAUAAAGUGCCUGCUGUUUUAAGCAUUGACUUAUAUAAAAAGAACUGCAUGUCUCACUCCAGUAAGUUUAUGGGUUUUCUUAUUUUCAGCUACAUGGCUUUUAAUCAUGUAAAGUGAAACAUUAGUUUUGUUGCAUUUUAUUACAGGUUCUUUGUUGCAAUAAAGAUGCUGCUAAAA